This is a messenger RNA of Entamoeba nuttalli P19, 498 nucleotides long. RefSeq names its product transitional endoplasmic reticulum ATPase, putative. NCBI's taxonomy places the organism in Eukaryota, Evosea, Mastigamoebida, Endamoebidae. The record is from RefSeq and is a predicted model, not a curated record. The coding region runs from base 1 to 498 and encodes 165 amino acids. The transcript has 2 exons.
AUGUUUGAUCAAAAAGAUUCUCCAAACCGAUUAGUUUGUGAUGAUAUUCCUGCAGAUAAAGUUGGAGAUAGUAUUUGUACAGUUUAUAUUUCCGUCAACAAAUCUACUGAACUCGAGUUAUUCAGAGGAGAAACAAUUCUUCUUAAAGGAAAAAGAAGAAAAGAAACUGUUUGUUUAGUUGAAGUGUUAGAAGAUUAUCCUGAUAAUCAUAUUCAAACGUCUCGUGUUACUCGUAAUAAUUUGCACGUUAAAUUAGGGGAUGUUAUAACGAUUCAUAAACUUGAAGACGUUCCAAAUGCACAAGCCAUUCAUGUACUUCCUUAUAUUGAUACUAUUGAAGGACUAACAGGAGAUUUAUUUGAUCCAUUCCUUAGACCUUAUUUUGCUAAUGGAUAUAUCCCAGUUACUCAAGGUGAUGUUAUUCAAUGUCAUGGAGGAAUGAGAACUGUUGAAUUUAAAGUUGUAGAAUUAACUCCAGGUCCAUAUUACAACAAUUAA